AAGCACUUGUCCGCCAUGGCAAGAUCAAUAGGGAGCGCGGGCCUCCUGCUCCUCUGCGUCCUGCUGCAACUCACCACUGACGUCCUCGCGCAAUUGUCUCUACCGAAUCCCGCCUUUCUUCCUCCAAAUGCGUCCUGGGGCGCUGUACCGUCGUCCGGGGGAUCACCCAAUCCCCAGUGGACCGUCCUGCUCGGUGACGCCCUGUACUUUUACGAGGCGCAGCGGAGCGGGCGAUUGCCGAGCAACAAGCGUGUUCCUUGGAGGAACGACAGUGCCCUGAACGAUGGCAGGGAUGCCGGGCUGGACCUCAGUGGAGGAUACUACGAUGCUGGCAACUACCUCAAGUGUACUUUCCCCUUGUCAUUUACUCUAAUGUCUGCGUGCUGGGGGGCCCUCGACUUUGGGAAAGGCUACGACGUGACAAGCCAGACGGCGUACCUGGACGACAUGCUCAGGUGGGGCCUCGACUGGCUCAUAAAGGCGCACCCUUCUAACAGCACUCUCUUCGUGCAAGUUGCAGAUCCUGACUAUGACGACGCGUAUUGGGGCGGAGACCAGAAUAUCCCGUCUGGCCGGCCGUCGUAUCAAGUAAACGACACAAACCCCGGGACAGAUGUCGCCGCCGCUGCGUCGGCUGCCUUUGCCGCGUGCUCGAUCCUCUACUCCAACUCGUCCUCGUACAACUCCACCAACUCCUCCAUCCCCUUCUCCCGCGCCUCCCUCCAGAACGGCACCUACUCCCAGACCCUCCUCUCCCACGCCCGCGCCCUCUGGGACUUCGCCUCCGAGCACAACUCCACGCUCUACCAGGACUCGGUCCCCGCCGUCAAGGACACCUACCCGUCCUCCGACUACAGAGAUGACUACACGUUCGCCGCGCUCUGGAUGAGCUGGGCGACGGGCGACGCGGUGCUCUACAACCAGACGCUGGACAUGUACAACAACUUCCAGCUCGGCAACCCGGAUAACGGCCUGGACGGCGCGUUCAAUUGGGACGGGAAGGUCCCCGGGAUUCCGGUGCUGGCGACGCAGAUCGGGACGAUGAUGCAGGAGCAGUGGCAGGGGUAUUACGAUCUCGGGGCUUGGCAGAGCCAGGCGGAGACGUAUCUGGAUGGUGUUGUGAACGGAGAGGGACGAGCGAAGACUACGGGUGGUGGACUGCUAUAUUACGACGGCGACUCUGACGAAGCGAGCCUCAACCCGGCCCUGAAUGCUGCUAUGCUCAUGACGAGAUACGCCCCGAUGGCUUCGUCGCAGCAAAAGAAGUGGGCGUACCAGACCUACGCAAACAGCCAGCUCGACUACGCGCUCGGCAACAACCCAAUGAAAGCACCCUACGUCGUCGGCGUCAACCCCAACUCCCCGCAGAACCCGCACUCGGCGCUCGCCAGCGGCGGCAACGACAUCUCGCACAUCGACACCGUCCCCGAGCAAGAAGCCUACGUGCUCUACGGCGCCGUCGUCGGCGGGCCCGACAAGCACGACAAGUUCUGGGACAUCCGGAGCGACUGGCCGGAGACGGAGGUCGCGCUGGACUACAACGCGCCGCUGCUCGCCCUCGCCGCCGCGCACGCCAUGAACGACACGAGCGACCCGUACUACACAAAUCUGCAGGCCGGCGCGUACUCCAAGCCAAAGUACCACCCUUGCGACGCUGCGUUCGAUUGCGGGUCGAAAUUGUCCACGGGAGCCAAGAUCGCCAUGGGCGUGUGCCUCAGUGUCGCCGGCCUGAUUGUCUUUGGCCUGACGGCGUACUGGCUCUAUCUCAACUUCGGGAACAAGUUCCCCUCAUACGACGGGGUGAACCGCGCAUAG
Molecule: messenger RNA, 1815 nt
Organism: Gloeophyllum trabeum ATCC 11539
Lineage: Eukaryota; Fungi; Basidiomycota; Agaricomycetes; Gloeophyllales; Gloeophyllaceae
Product: family 9 glycosyl hydrolase
Exons: 11
Coding region: 16-1815 (599 amino acids)
Biological process (GO): carbohydrate metabolic process
Molecular function (GO): hydrolase activity, hydrolyzing O-glycosyl compounds
Source: RefSeq, a predicted model, not a curated record